CGCGCACGCAGCCGCGUUUCCGGCGAGACCUGGCUGCUGUGGCCCGCGGCUUGCGCUCACUUGUGGACCCCGCGGACCUUCGGGAGAUCGAUGCAGGCCUGGGGUAGUCUCCCUUCUGGACUGAGAAGAGAAGAAUGGAGAAGGGCUCCUUCCCAUUAGUGCCUUUGCAUUGGUUUGGCUUUGGCUACACAGCACUGGUUGUUUCUGGUGGGAUCGUUGGCUAUGUAAAAACAGGCAGGGCGCCGUCCCUGGCUGCAGGGCUGCUCUUCGGCAGUCUAGCCGGCGUGGGUGCUUACCAGCUGUAUCAGGAUCCAAGGAAUGUUUGGGUUUUCCUAGCCGCUACAUCUGUUACUUUUGUUGGUGUUAUGGGAAUGAGAUCCUACUACUAUGGAAAAUUCAUGCCUGUAGGUUUAAUUGCAGGUGCCAGUUUGCUGAUGGCCGCCAAAGUUGGAGUUCAUAUGUUAAUGACAUCUGAUUAGCAGAACUCAUGUUCCAGCUUGGACUCAUGAAGGAUUAAAAAUCUGCAUCUUCCACUAUUUUCAAUGUAUUAAGAGAAAUAAGUGCAGCAUUUUUGCAUCUGACAUUUUACCUAAAAAAAAAAAAGACACCAAACUAACUUGGCGGAGGGGUGGAAAAUCAGUUGUUAACAUUAUAACCCUACAGAGGUGGCGAGCAUGUAACAUGAGCUUAUUGAGACCCUCAUAGAGAUUGAUUCUUGUAUAUUGAUCUUCUUUCUGUAUCUAUAGGUAAAUCUCAAGGGUAAAAUGUUAGGUGUUGACAUUGAGAACCCUGAAACCCCAUUCCCUGCUCAGAGGAACAGUGUGAAAAAAAUCUCUUAAGAGAUUUAGAAUAUCUGUUCUUUUGCUCAUCUUAGACCACAGACUGACUUUGAAAUUAUGUUAAGUGAAAUAUCAAUGAAAAUAAAGUUUACUAUAAAUAAUA
Molecule: messenger RNA, 942 nt
Organism: Nomascus leucogenys (northern white-cheeked gibbon)
Lineage: Eukaryota; Metazoa; Chordata; Mammalia; Primates; Hylobatidae
Gene: TMEM14B
Product: transmembrane protein 14B
Biological process (GO): regulation of heme biosynthetic process
Cellular component (GO): mitochondrial membrane
Source: RefSeq, a predicted model, not a curated record